This is a messenger RNA of Lotus japonicus, 1571 nucleotides long. RefSeq names its product WAT1-related protein At5g07050-like. The coding region runs from base 199 to 1344 and encodes 381 amino acids. NCBI's taxonomy places the organism in Eukaryota, Viridiplantae, Streptophyta, Magnoliopsida, Fabales, Fabaceae. Gene Ontology annotation, cellular component: plasma membrane. The transcript has 7 exons. Gene Ontology annotation, molecular function: transmembrane transporter activity. The record is from RefSeq and is a predicted model, not a curated record.
CCCACAUUGAAAGAGAGAAAGGAAAGCAGCAUUGAAGAAUAUUACUACAUGACGCGUAGCUGGUUGGUAUAAAUAGGAGGAGCCUUUCCGUUUCCACUUCUUAGGAAGAAUCAAAAAUCUUCUAAGUGUUCUUCCUCAUUCUCCAUAAGAUACUCCCUCUUUGUCAUCACUAAAUUCUCCUCAAAAGCAGACAAAAAAAUGAAAACUGAAAAGCUUAGGCUUAGUGCAAAAUUCCUUGAGAAAUCUAAACCCUACUUAGGCAUGACCCUAUUACAGUUUGGCUACGCUGGCAUGAACAUUAUUGCUAAGGUUUCCCUCGACCAAGGCAUGAGCCACUAUGUCCUCGUUGUUUAUCGCCACGCCAUUGCAACUACUGUCAUAGCUCCAUUUGCCUUUAUUUUUGAAAGGGAGGGUCAGCCAAAGAUAACAAUCCCAAUUUUUAUGCAAAUUUUCAUCCUAGCUCUCUUGGGGCCUGUGAUUGAUCAAAAUUUCUAUUAUGCUGGGUUGAAGCUCACAUCCCCAACCUUCGCAUGUGCAAUAAGCAACAUGCUUCCAGCCCUGACUUUUGUGAUGGCAACGUUAUGCGGGAUGGAGAAGAUAAACAUAAAGAAGGUGAGAGGCCGAGCAAAGGUAGUGGGAACAUUAUUGACAGUAAUAGGGGCAAUGCUGAUGACCUUAUACAAAGGGCCUGUUGUGGAGAUGUUAUGGCGACAAAUCAAACAUGGCAAUCCAGAUCCUCACAAUGAAACAAAUGCAACAACCACCACCACAGGAGGAUCUUCAAGUAAAGCUUGGUUCUUAGGCAGUAUCUUCCUUAUUGUUUCUAGCUUUGCCUGGGCUUCCCUUUUUAUUUUACAAACCAAAGCUCUUGAGACGUACAAGAAUCAUCAGCUAAGCCUCACUUCAAGUGUUUGCUUCAUAGGCACUCUUCAAGCUACUAUUGUUACUUUUGUUAUGGAGCAUGAUCCUUCUGUUUGGAGAAUUGGUUGGGAUAUGAACUUACUAGCUGCUGCAUAUGCUGGAAUUGUGAACUCAAGCAUAUCAUACUAUGUACAAGGGCUAGUGAUUAAGGAAAAAGGACCUGUCUUUGCAACUGCCUUCAGCCCUCUUAUGAUGGUUUUUGUUGCCAUCAUGGGAUUCUUUAUUCUUGCAGAAAAGCUAUAUCUUGGAGGUGUGAUCGGUGCCAUCUUGAUUGCUACAGGCUUAUACUCUGUCCUUUGGGGGAAACACAAAGAAGAAAUAGCAGAUGAUAUUCCCUUGGCUAUAAAGGGUGCUCAAGUGACUAGAAAUGCAGGACUAGUGAAUGAUACCACGGAUCAUUUCGCUGAAGUCAAAUCUGGCUAAAGAGGAGAAGCCAACAUCCAUACACAUUUUUUAAUGCAAACAACAUUAAGCUUCUACAAACCUUGCAGUGUCUAAAACACCAGGAGUGUCCCAUAAAGACAUCGAUGAAAUUGGUCAAAUCAAGAGUUUGAUUUCACCAGGAGUGGGGUAAGGUUGCAAAGCAAGAAAAAAGAAGGGUUGUGAAAAGGGAAAUUGAUUUUUUGAAUCUUGGGGUUUGUAAUUGUUAU